Messenger RNA from Ziziphus jujuba (common jujube), 1155 nucleotides. Its product is annotated as vestitone reductase-like. The record is from RefSeq and is a predicted model, not a curated record. NCBI's taxonomy places the organism in Eukaryota, Viridiplantae, Streptophyta, Magnoliopsida, Rosales, Rhamnaceae. Gene Ontology annotation, molecular function: oxidoreductase activity, acting on the CH-OH group of donors, NAD or NADP as acceptor. The transcript is spliced from 4 exons. Bases 40 to 1020 code for a protein of 326 amino acids.
AUGAACCACUGAACUCCCAUAGAUCAAAAUAGGAGAGACAUGGCAACGGGGAAAGGCAUAGUAUGUGUAACAGGAGGUACAGGGUUCAUAGGAUCUUGGAUAAUUUUGAGGCUUCUUGAUCAUGGCUACUCUGUCAGAACCACCGUUAGAUCCCAUCCUGAGCAGAAGAAAGACCUCAGCUUCCUCACGAGUCUACCAGGAGCAUCAGAAAGGCUCCAAAUCUUCUAUGCAGAUCUCAGCAACCCCGAAAGUUUCGAUGCAGCCAUCGAAGGGUGCACGGGUGUCUUCCAUGUUGCCACUCCACUUAAUUUCGGAGAACCAGAGGAAAUAGUGACGAAAACAGCGGUGGAUGGAGCAAUAGGCAUCUUAAAAGCAUGUCUAAAGUCGAAAACAGUCAAGCGCGUUGUAUACACUUCCAGUGCAGCAACCGUCCAGUUUACAAGCAAUAAGGAUGUAGAAGAAGUCGAUGAGCGUUUUUGGAGCGACGUGGAUUACCUCAAAACUCUGAAGUCAUUUUGGAGCUCCUACGCCAUCUCCAAGACUUUGACUGAAAGGGCAGUCCUUGAAUUUUCAGACAAAAAUGGAUUGGAUGUUGUCACAGUGAUUCCUUCCUUUGUUGUCGGACCAUUCAUUUGUCCUAAGUUGCCUGGCUCUGUUCGGACCACAUUGGCUUUGGUUUUUGGUAACGAGGAAGAAUAUGCAUUUAUCUCCAACGUAUCUAUGGUUCAUGUGGAUGAUGUUGCCAGAGCUCAUAUUUUCCUGUUCGAACAUGGUGAUGCAAAAGGGAGGUAUAACUGUUCAUCAAAUGAGAUAACAAUUGAAAAAAUGGCUGAGUUGCUUUCUGCCAAAUACCCAGAAUUUAAAAUGCCCUCAAAAGAUUUUCUGAAGGAAAUUAAAGGGUAUAAAUUCCCAAGUAUGUCAUCAAAGAAGCUCUUGGAUUAUGGAUUUAAAUUUGAGCAUGGGGUUGAAGAAAUGUUUGGUGACGCAAUUCGAUGCUGUAAAGAAAAGGGUUAUCUGUAGAUUGUAGUUUGAUCUUCAACUCUAUGCUUCCUCUCCUCUGAAAAGAAAAGGAUUAUCUGUACACUGUAUGGUUAGAUUUUCGACUCUCUGAUGUGCUGCUAGAUAGUUAAGAAUAAAUAUCCUCUCUUCUGUUUA